AUGGACUCUCGUGGACACCCUCUUACUAUUGCAAAGGUCCGUUAUCUCGCAGAAUGCCUCCUUCGGGCCAACUUGAAGCCAUUCGAAUCGCCUGAAUCCUCCGAACUUGCUUUUAUCAGUGAGCGCUGGGUCCGCCGCUUCAUCAACCGCCACGAGGCUGAAAUCAAGUCAAAAUACUCAAAACGUUACGAUUAUCAACGAGCGAAAUGCGAAGACCCCAAACUUAUAAUGCAAUCGCGAGAAUCGAAUGCUCGAGCGAUUCAACCCGGUAAUCGCGAAUGGGUCACUUCAAUCGUCACGAUCAGUGCAGCAGGAUACGUUCUACCGCCGCAGAUCAUCUUCGCCGGAAAGCUUCAUCAAGAGAAGUGGUUUGAAGCUAUUCCGAAUGACUGGCGGGUCAGCGUGAGCGAGAACGGUUGGACUACUGAUAAACUCGGUUUUGAAUGGCUUCAAUUCUUUGACGAAUAUACGGCUUCCAAAACGAUCGGCCAAUAUCGCCUUUUAAUCCUCGAUGGCCACGGAUCCCAUUCAACAAUUGAAUUCGAUCAAUUUUGCAAGAAACAAGCAUCAUUCCUCUCUACAUGCCUCCGCGUUCAUUUCAUAAACUUCAACCUCUUGAUGUAG
Molecule: messenger RNA, 624 nt
Organism: Aspergillus affinis
Lineage: Eukaryota; Fungi; Ascomycota; Eurotiomycetes; Eurotiales; Aspergillaceae
Exons: 2
Coding region: 1-624 (207 amino acids)
Molecular function (GO): nucleic acid binding
Source: RefSeq, a predicted model, not a curated record